Messenger RNA from Culex quinquefasciatus (southern house mosquito), 2279 nucleotides. Its product is annotated as neprilysin-1. Gene Ontology annotation, molecular function: metalloendopeptidase activity. Gene Ontology annotation, biological process: protein processing. Lineage: Eukaryota; Metazoa; Arthropoda; Insecta; Diptera; Culicidae. The record is from RefSeq and is a predicted model, not a curated record. Bases 236 to 2191 code for a protein of 651 amino acids. The transcript is spliced from 9 exons. Gene Ontology annotation, cellular component: plasma membrane.
UCGAUUCAAACGAGAUAUCAAAAAACCCGCAAACGUUGAGUCAUAUCCCGGAGCCGCCUACCACGAUCACUCUGUUUACGAGAUGUUUUCGUUCAUUCGUCGUUCUGCGUUCAUCCGAUGCUAGUCGGGUCGGUUCCAAGGCUACCUUGAUUGGAGUUUUGCUUAUUUUUAGAGAUAAGCUAGUUAAGACUUUAGUUGCCCUGUGAUAUCGUCAUUAUUUUAAGCACGUCCAAAAAUGGGUAAAGAGACUCAUCGGGACUCCACUUCAGCGCGAUACACUUCGCCGCACGAGGCUGACGUGAAAACACUGUGCAAACAAGAGUGUGUGAGAAUCGUCCAUUCAAAAAGGUGUCGCUACGCGCUUAUCCCGCUGGUUUUGUUUUUGACCAUAUUGGUUAUUUACGUGAUAUUCGACUACCCACCUGAACCGCCCCCCUUCUGCGCGACCGCAGCGUGUAUUCGUACCGGGUGGAACCUGAAACAAAGCAUGAAUCUACAGGUAAAACCCUGCGAUGACUUUUACUCGUACGUUUGCGGUGGAAAUUGGACCAAGCCGAGUGAUAAACGGAAGCCCGGCAAUGAGUGGCAGAACCUGUUGGCCGAAAAUGUGUCGCAAUCGGAGCCGAAACCGGUGCAUCAGGCAAAGCAAAUGUUCAACGCGUGCACGGACAGAGGCAAUCGCAUAGUUGAAGGGUACAGCAAGCUUGAAGGGUAUUACAAAAGAUUUGGACUGCCCACGAUUCCAACGGUUUUGAAGCGUUCCGAAGGUUGGGCUGUAGAAGAAGACCUUCCGUUUGACUGGGUUAAUUCUGCAGCUCAAAUAAGGCGCUCACUUGGGCUAAAUGUGUUCAUUGGGAUUGACGCUGCCGACACGAACCAACUUGUUUUGGGAUACCCCGAUCUUCCGAAGGGUUGGGAUUACCCGGCAAGCUACAGACCAAAGAUCGAGCACGUUUCUCAGCUGCUGGAAACUGUUCAAAUAGUGGCAACAAAUAUGGUUCAGGUGGCCGAUGCGAUCAAUCCCAACUGGAACAUUACUGACCGUGAUAAUAAGUUUGAAAAUCUGGGAUACCAAAUUCAAGAUCUGCACCGAUUACUUCCAAAUAAAACAACGACUGCCUCUGCUGACAAUCAAACGAUCAUUAGCGUUCAGGAUCUAGAUCCAAUGCUUCGGCGCUACCUCAACUCACUAUUCACCGACCUACCGGACGCCAAACCAGCCCAAACAGAUCUUCUCCAAAUUUCAAGCUCAAAUCAUCAAUACCUUAAAGAUCUCACAAAAACCUUAGCCAGCCAAGACUCCGACCAAAUCGAGCUGUACAUCUGGGGAGUCGUGUCCACGUUCCUGCUUCGGCACCGAUUCAGCCACGUCGGUCUGGAGUCCGACUGUGCCGACCAGGUUCACCAACUGAUGGGACCGGCAAUCUCCUACAUGGUAAUCGCAGCCAAUAACCCGGAUAACGCGUCCGUUGAGGUUAUGUUGCAACGAGUGCGACCCGAGCUGAAACAGACGAUCUUGGCCAUAGACUGGAUGGACGCACCUUCCAGAAAUGGCUCGUUGACGAUGAUCAACGCUAAGAUUGAAGUUUUGGAGCGUGUUUUGAACGCCUCGAAGCUCGAGCUGUACUACAGAGAGCUUGACGUUGGCGGCAACAACUUGGAGAACUGGAUCAACGGACUUGGGUUCGUUAGUGUAAACAAGCUCAAGUCGUGGCGUUCAACCUCCGGUUCUCAGUGGGAUCCUUCUGCGACAAUCCUACAGAAACCUUUCCGCGAUUUUGGCUUGGACUCCCUUAACCUCGGUUCCCUUGGAGUCUCCUUAAUCAGCGAGCUCUUGUCUGGAUUGGCGAACUCAUCAAGUUGGUCAAACCGCACCAACCAAGCGUACGCACAUCUCGCAACCUGCUCCGAGGACAAUCGGUUCGAGCUGGACGCCGUAGGACUUAUACUGGCGAGGCAAGUAUUUAAACAAACGGAAGAAACGGAGCAACCUCUGCCGGGGGAAUUUUUCACCGCCCAUCAGGCGUUCUUCAUCUCGUACGGAUGGCAAACCUGCAACGGAGACAGGGGCGAGCGGAGCAAAUCGCGGGUGAACAACGUGGUGCGCAAUUUCGAACCGUUCAGCGAGGCGUUCGAAUGUUCGGCCGGAAGUCCGAUGAAUCCGGAAGAGAAGUGCGGUGUCUGGAAUUAGAAUCUAAUUGAAUUUGAGGAGUUACAGGUAAAUUUUAAGUAAAAGGUGAUAUUAUUUUAAAAGAAUUGUUCAAAUUAUAUAAAAAAUA